AAGACAUCUACUGCGUAGGCUACAGUACAGUUUAACAAUAAAAUCAUUCAGCUGCUGGGGACAAUCACAGACCUCACGUUUAACCAGCAAAUAAAGCUCAGGACUCUACUUAUUAGAUGAACCCUCACAUAACUUCCUAAUAGCACGAUGCCUUACAUUAAACUAUCAUGAUGGCAACACUUUCACAGACAAAGGAACUCUUCCGGAGAGCAGAAGCUGUCUGUUUCGAUGUGGACAGCACAGUCAUCAAAGAAGAAGGCAUAGAUGAACUUGCCAAAUUUUGUGGUGUGGGGGAUGCAGUCACUGAAAUGACUCGCAAAGCUAUGGGCGGCUCAAUGACAUUUAAAACCGCGCUGACUGAGCGUCUUUCCAUCAUCCGAUGUUCCAGAGAACAAGUGAACAAACUCAUAACAGACCACCCACCUCAGCUGACUCCAGGUAUCAGGGAGCUUGUGGACCGUCUGCACCAGCGCAACAUAAAGGUGUUCCUCAUCUCAGGCGGCUUCCGCUGCAUCGUCGAACACGUGGCCACUCAGCUAAACAUUCCUCUGCAUCACGUCUACGCCAACCGGCUCAAGUUCUACUUCAAUGGAGAGUAUGCUGGUUUUGACGAGAGCCAGCCCACAGCUGAGAGUGGUGGAAAAGGAAAGGUCAUCAGCAUGUUGAAGGAACAAAACGGCUUCAAGACUGUGGUGAUGAUUGGAGACGGAGCCACGGAUCUAGAGGCAUGCCCCCCCGCUAGUGCUUUCAUUGGAUUUGGUGGAAACGUGGUCAGGCAGCAGGUUAAGGAGCGGUCGUCGUGGUACGUGACGAGUUUCGGGGAGCUGCUAAAGGAACUUGAAGUAAUUUAAAUAAGCUAGGAGUACUGUUACUGAUUUUUAACAUUUUAUAUUUGAACCUAAGGAUGUGCCUCUAAUUGUUUUUUAAUCCCCUGCACGCACAAUUUUCCUUCAAUGUGUACUCAAUAGAUUUUAUAAUGAAUGGAAAUGUUUACAAUAGUGAGAGCAAUUUUACCUUCAUGGGGAUGUUGUCCUGUUGAUUUUUAUACUAGAAGAUACUAAACAAAUAUCUGUUUAUGUUGAGGAUAAGACCAUUUAAGUGUUUUAGCACUUUUUGUAUCAAAGCCUAUAGGUAAGCUAAUACAACUCCUGCAUCAUAUGAUAAGGUGCAGUGAGCAAUAGAAAUAUUUUAUUUCUGUAAAUAUGGACACUAAGAGCUGUAACCAUACAUGUCAAUGAGAAGUUAAGUCCAGUAAAGAACAUCAGUAUUAAACAUAAGAUGCUGUCACAGAUGUCGUUUGAACUGUUUUAAUUUGUGUUGGCAUUCUUGUCCUUCCCUCUCCACUGUUCCAACAAACUAUAAGAUAAACAGAUAAACAUGCUUCCUUUAACAAUGAAAUCUGAUAUGACACUAUGCAGCCGCAUGACCGCCCACUCAGUCCCAGAUUCACUCAGCCACUGAUAGAUAACAUUUGUUUUCAGGGUUUAUCAUACAUGAUUAGUUAGGUCUCAUUAAAACAUGUUGGAUAAAAACCUUUUUUUUUAAACCAGGCAUGCUGUCUUCACAAGAAGGAA
Messenger RNA from Etheostoma cragini (Arkansas darter), 1574 nucleotides. RefSeq names its product phosphoserine phosphatase (gene psph). Gene Ontology annotation, molecular function: magnesium ion binding; L-phosphoserine phosphatase activity. The coding region runs from base 168 to 851 and encodes 227 amino acids. Gene Ontology annotation, cellular component: cytoplasm. The transcript is spliced from 6 exons. NCBI's taxonomy places the organism in Eukaryota, Metazoa, Chordata, Actinopteri, Perciformes, Percidae. The record is from RefSeq and is a predicted model, not a curated record. Gene Ontology annotation, biological process: L-serine biosynthetic process; dephosphorylation.